Molecule: messenger RNA, 1814 nt
Organism: Phialemonium atrogriseum
Lineage: Eukaryota; Fungi; Ascomycota; Sordariomycetes; Cephalothecales; Cephalothecaceae
Product: major facilitator superfamily domain-containing protein
Exons: 2
Coding region: 290-1681 (463 amino acids)
Biological process (GO): transmembrane transport
Cellular component (GO): membrane
Molecular function (GO): transmembrane transporter activity
Source: RefSeq, a predicted model, not a curated record
GGGUUGCGAAAAUAAGCGUUCGGGCCGCAGCUUGUUGUCGCUCUCGCACCCAAAGCGGGACCAAGCAAGAUGGCUGCUACUUUUCCAUGUUCAAUUGUCCGGUGCAGAGCAGCCGUUGUUUCAUCCCAAUGCAGUUUCUUCGCAUUGCCUUCUCUGCCUUAUGUCUGCCCCAAGUAGCUGGUUCUCCUGUCAAUUUGUUAGUUCCUACCUCUUUCUCCGUAUCACAUACCUCCAGUUGACCGGUAGCAUCACGUACACUGCUCACUGUUGAGGAAGACGUGUUGUGAAAAUGAACACCGGCGAGAAAGACACAAGCGUUGCACAGCACCAACACUCGAACUUGGGUUCGGUCUCGGGCUCUGGCUCGGGCCCCCCUUCAGAAAAGGGCCAUGACGGCCCAAGUCCACGGGCUUCGCCGCAGGAACCGGCCGCAAAUUCACCGUCGUCAAGUCCUCGGGCCGGCCCUGCCUUCCCUCCGCCCCCCAACGGCGGCCUGGAGGCAUGGCUCCACGUGCUGGGCGGCUUCAUGCUCUUCUUUAACACUUGGGGCAUCUUGACCUCGUUCGGCGUCUUCCAGACGUACUACGAGAGCGGCGAGCUCUUUCAGCGGCCGUCGUCGGACAUCUCGUGGAUCGGGUCUAUCCAGGCGUUCCUGGUUCAGUUUAGCGGUAUCGCGUCUGGCCCCAUCUACGACAGGGGCUAUCUGCGGACCUUGCUGGUUGCGGGCGCCUUCUGCAUCGUGUUUGGGCAUAUGAUGUUGAGCCUCGCGACACAGUACUGGCAGGUCGUUCUUGCACAGGGAGUCUGCGUUGGCGUGGGCAUGGGCUGUCUCUUUGUGCCGUGCAUCUCCGUCCUGCCCACCUACUUCAGCUCGAGGAUCGGAUUCGCCAUCGGCGUCGCCUCCUCGGGCACCUCGCUCGGCGGCGUCAUCUACCCGAUCGUGGUGCACCGGCUCCUGAAGCUCGUCGGCUUCUCCUGGUCCGUCCGAGUCGUCGGCUUCAUCGCCCUCGCCACCCUCGCUGUCCCCGUCGGCGUCAUGAGGAUGCGCGUCAAGCCGGCUAAGCCGCGCGCUGUCAUCGACUGGACCGCCUUCACCGACCUCCCCUACAUGUGGUUUGCCCUCGCUACCAUGAUCGGCUUCAUGGGCCUCGCCGCCUUCCAGUUCUACUUCUCUUUCUACUCGGCCAACCAGAAACUCACCACCCGCGACCUGGCCUUCUACCUCGUCGCCAUCUACAACGCCGCUUCGGCCGCCGGCCGUAUCAUUCCCAACGCCAUGUCCGACAAGGUCGGCCCCUUCAACAUUCUCGCCCCUUGCAUCCUCUUCACCGGCGUCAUCUACUUCUGCGCCAUCGCCACCCACACCUCGGCCGGCAUCGUCGUCGUCACCGCCUUCGGCGGCUUCUGUUCCGGCGUCUUCACCGCCAUGCCACCAGUCUGCUUCGCCGCCCUGAUCAAGGACAAAUCCAGGAUCGGGACGAGAAUUGGCAUGGGUUUCGCCAUGACCUCAUUCGGCCUCCUCGUUGGCGGUCCAGGCGGUGGCGCCAUCUUGGGCAGAACGGAGCCGUUGCACUGGCUGAGGCUGUGGAUCUUCGCUGGCGUCACCGCUUCCGUCGCUGGUCUCAUGUACACGGCUUUGAGAGUGGCCCGAUCGGGUUUUAAACUUGUUGUAAAAGCAUAACCGGGAAAGAUGGGGAAGAAAGGAAGAAAGGAUGACAGGGGAAACCGGGAAGAAAAAAAGGAGAAAAGAAGGCAAAGGCAUGAGCGGGAAGCAAAACAUAUUAGACGACACAAAACAGUGUCAGCUUGCAAAC